This is a messenger RNA of Gongylonema pulchrum, 420 nucleotides long. The record is from the annotation of a GenBank genome assembly. NCBI's taxonomy places the organism in Eukaryota, Metazoa, Nematoda, Chromadorea, Rhabditida, Gongylonematidae.
CUGGGUUAUGUUAUCAGAGCAAAAGUGUUUCAUUUCAGGACAUCUGGUGUCUUUGCUUCUCGUUUUGGUGAGAAUUCAGAGUUGGAGAAAUAUGGCAAUAUUAUUCGGCCGGGUGAUGAGAUUCUUUCAGUGAAUAAUGUCGAUGUGUCUACGAUGAGCAUUGACGAUGUUGUGCUCGUGCUUUCCAUUCCCAGGCGUCUUCUGCUCAGGAUACGUUAUAUCAAGAAUAAAAGGGAGAGGUUGACGCAGUCGCAAUCGAUGGUUACACGACCGGUCGUUGUUUUCCAGAAGAGUGAUCAGGAACAGCAUGAUGAUACGCCAUCAUCCUCGCUGUUAAAUCAUCCAACAUCCACUGCAAAUACAUGGCUCGGCAAAAAAGCUCGUCAACAACAGGUUUUCUUUCUUUUUUUGCCCGCUUAA